AUGGAGCAGAAAGAGUCUACCAAGACCGGUAUUGGGACAGGUACUGGUACUGCAACUGGUACUGCAACUGGCAAUGAGACUCGCUCGCACGCCGUCUGCACUCAGGAGCAAGUCCGUUAUGAGUGCGGACAUUCGAAGGAUGGACGUUUUAUCAAGUGCAAGAAACAUAAGGGAAAACCAGACUUGAGAUGCCACAGCGGGAAGUUGGACUAUGUUGAUACAGAAUGGUCGUCACACAAAUGCCGCUGGUGUCUGGAUAGCGACUGA
This is a messenger RNA of Aspergillus brunneoviolaceus CBS 621.78, 267 nucleotides long. RefSeq lists its product as uncharacterized. Lineage: Eukaryota; Fungi; Ascomycota; Eurotiomycetes; Eurotiales; Aspergillaceae. The coding region runs from base 1 to 267 and encodes 88 amino acids. The record is from RefSeq and is a predicted model, not a curated record. The transcript has 2 exons.